AAUUUUAUAAUCGUCAUAAUAUAAAUAUUAAGUAAUAUAACAUAAAAUUAUAUAUUUUACAAUUGUUAUUUUUAAGUAGAAGAUUUGAGAUAGCUGUUUCUUUAAAUUUACCGUCGGUAAUAGUGGAAUCUGUACGAAUAAUUAUUCAUGUUGGCUAUACUGCAUAAUAUGACGUCAUGAUUGAGUCCCGAAAUUGAAAUCAAUAAAUGGUGUGCGAUGUUGUGUGCACAUGCCAGUCGGAGGUGAUUAUGUCAAAACAUAGCGCGAGUUCGUAUUGUUUUUGAUUGUGGGAAAGUGGAAUAAAUGUUUUUCGCCAAAAUGACUGGUAGCACGAAAAGGAAAUUGGCGAUAUUCAUAGGAACAUCCAAAUGUUUAGUUUAUGCAGAAGCCAAAUACUGUGCCUCUGAAAUGCCUGAACAAGUAAAAUAUUAUGAGUGUUCUAGAAGCGAAUACUGUUGCGCCUUCGGCUGCUGUGUCUCUCCUGGACUUCAUUUUCAUCAUUUAUGGUAUUAUUGGAUCCUAGUUAUAAUCAUGUUUCUGGUGUGUUCCGGAGGUGGUUGGUGGUAUCGAUAUAGGUUACAGGGAAGAUAUAGAGCCGCUGCAUCUGCAAUCCCAAGUAGAUCUUCCAACUCGAGAACGCAAAGCACAUUUCGAGGUCAAGCUUGUCAACCGCAACAAGCCCGUAUCUCUUAUAAUUCAGCAAGGAACACCGUCCUAUUACAUCGUAUGUGGAAAGGUCCUCAAAGGAAUGGAACGUCUCCCAAUUUCAACGGUAAUGCAACGACGUCGACGCAUUAUCAAAACAUGAAUGUGGUGUUGAACGACGCCAAUUGUCCCUACUAUCAAUUAUAUGGUCCACCACCGAGCUACGAAACGGUGAUCGCUCAAACUCGAGGAAAGACGUCGUCGACGCCAACAUCACCGGAAGCAGGAGCUACUAGAUUGAAUUUGGUACCAGGGAACAAUGUGAUAACGAAUCCGAGCGCGCCUUCGUAUUUCGCUUAUCCGUGUAGUCCGGCAAGAUUAAAUCCUACCGUGAUGGAUCCGGGCUCACGUGGUCAACAGUCCAUGCAACAGUGUGCAAACGGUCCGGUGAAUUCACGACAGAACAACACUGAGGAUUGUACGCAAGAGAACGCAGCGUACGUACGUUUUCCACAGUACUGUCCGGCGGAAAAUGUUGUCGGUAGCGCUGCCGUCGUCAGGCAGAAUUUCUGUGUUUCUCCUUUGCGACAGGAACGGAGUUUGGAGACGCUCUCGCCGAUUGACACUUUUGAACGUCCGCCGAUCGUACACGGUACUUCGAGAAGAGGUAAAACGCUUAAGCCAGAAGUCGAUUCGAGCGGUUCGAGAGAACGGAAGGUCUUGAGAGACGUUUGUGAGGGCGUGGACUGUACGAUAUCUCAGGUGCAUGAACAGACGAAGCUCGAAAGUUGUUCCUCGAACGGAAGAUACGGACAGCAUCGUCAGCAACUUUGGAAGGAGGACAUGAAGGGCGACGACGUAGAUGAAUUUUUCUCAGCCGUUCGUUCGAGGACAAUGGAGAAAACGGAUGAGAUCGACGUUGGCCGGAAUAACGCUGGUAGAUUAUUCAAAUUUGUCGGAAGAUAUGCCACUGGUUCGAAACGCGAUGAGGAUGAGGAGGAUGAAGAAGAGGAAAGAGAGGAAGAGGAGGAAGAAGAAGAGGAAGCUAGGGAUUCCUUAGGUUCUCACGAAGGGAUCUUCGCGCGAACGACUUUUGCUUUGUCCGAGAACGCUAAGGGGAAAUAUGAUUUCGCGAAUCGCGUUCUUACGGACGUCGCUACGAGUCCUCAAUCAAAUCCAUCCAAUAAUGUGAUAGCCGGGUCAUUCGUUUCCGCCGCGAGACAUUUUGACGCGACGAGAACGAACACUGACUCUGAUUUUGAAAGUAAACGUAGAUUAGACAGGUCGAAAUCGUUAGAUUAAAUACCGCGUCCCUUUUUAUCUGCACUCCGAUGAAUGAUUCCUCGUCAAUCGAUCGAUUGAUCGAUCGAUCCUUUAUUCAUGUAUACGCUAUUCGUCGUGUCUGAUCGAUCCGUCCUCCAUGUGGAAAAAAAAGGAGGCAUGUGUUGAAGCCAUUCAAAGGAGUCGCUUACGUCGCACGUGCCGGUAAAAUAGAUAUGACCUUCGAAUUUUCAAUUAUUUUGAUUAUGUACUACGUACUAGGAUAACGCAGAAGCGUUCCGUGUUGGUUUUUCAUUUUUCUAUAAACUCGUAUAACUUCCUGGCAACUCGUGUAAACGCUUAUGCAAUUAUUCUUAUUUAACGAUUUUUCUUCUCGCCAAUAUUAUCAAACUUCAUUAUUGAUUGAUUUCUCGUUUAUUUUCUUAUUUUAUAGUUUGCUUCUGUUUAUCGUUAAAUAUUUAGAAAGAUGCAUGUUUAUAACCCAUACGUAUAUAUUACAUCAUAUUUCUUAUCCUAUAUUAUUGGCUGUGUGACGUAUUAUCUCAUGUGUAUUUGGCUCGUCAAAUUCCCUUUCUUCUCAACAUAAUCUUAAUGUCAAGCUUGUUUCUCGUUGUUUGUUUCUCUCUCUCUCUCUCUCUCUCUCUCUCUCUCUCUCUCUCUCUCUCUGUUUCUAUCUCUUUUUCCUUUUUUCCUUCUCUAUUUUGGACUUUACAAUUAAGUAUAUACCCUUUGUUCUCAUUCAAACAUUUCGACGACGUAUUACAAAUUGUAAGUGUAAUUUUUUCGACUUUCGGACGUAAAUUUAUUCUUACAUAGAUAUUUUACCUUGUGCUCGGGCAUAGUCCAGUGUGCCCCUACAUACGUAUGUAUGUAUAUUGUGCAUAGAUAUAUACAUACAUAUAUACUAAACGUGUGACACAUGAAACACGUUUUUGCUAUAGUUUUUUUUUCUGAUAAAAUAUGUAAGAAAUUUUAGUCGUGACUUUACUAGCUUUCCAAUACGAAAUUUUGUCUUUACGAUUUACCUUAUAUAUAUACGGGACCACUGCCCCUAGUGAUAUAUAAGAUCGGUCCGAAUUAAUAAGCUACGUACAAUCUGUUUUGUAUAAGCUCAUUCUCGACUCGCAUAAUAGUAUACCAUUAUUUUAUUUUUAUUUCCCUUAAAUCUCAUUGCGAUAUUGAGCAGUUUCGUUGUAAAUAAUCGGCGAAACAUUUUCGCUCGCGGACUAGUAGGUCUUUGCGUUACGCAAAAUGUUCCCUUGCGUAUGCGGAGCUUCCGCGUUUUCAAGUUGGUAAUUAUUCACUCGAUUUACGCACAAAGUGAAGAAAACAAAUGAAAAAAAAGAAACGAUGUCGAUCUUAUAUUUACUCCAUUUCAUAUUCUACGUCGAUGUGAUAAACGUCAUUUUUCUAAUCUUCGUCGUUGCACAGAUCGUUACUCUUUACGAAACAGAUAAAUUUUAAAUAUUAUACAUACAUAUAUAACGUUUGAAUCCAUAGGAUAAUUUACAAUGACUAUCUUGUCGUAUUUUUUAAUAAGAAGCAACAAAAAAUAAUAUAUAUAUUAUAUUAUAUUAUAUUAUAUUAAUAUUCGUAGACGUCGACGAUGGGCAAACAUGCGACGACGAUGUCCGUUUCUAAUCGGGCUUCUUAUGAGAGUUUAGUCUUUACCAAUAAUGCACGUUAUUUCAGUCUCAGUAUUAAGGACUAACGAGAGCACAGUAAACAAUCAAUUAUCGGAGAAUAUAAGCGUUAAGCUGUAAUUUUAACGAAAGGAUUUUUAGUUUGCUUGCGCUAUUAUACGUAAUACGAUGCAUAACGACGAUACGCGAAGCUAAUAUCGAUGAAAGCUUCUAGCAAGAAACGAUCGUACGUAUGUAUGUACGUAAGUAUGUAGAAAGCAAGAACAGAAUAUGAUCGGAACAAAGAUUAUUCGAUCGAUUGUACGGGUUCGAGUACGUUUUCUUAUAUUAAAGCAACGCAUGUUCUAUUUCUUACUCGCUUACAAAUCCUUAUGAUAUCCUAAUCGACAUAAAAGAUCACAAUAGACAUGUGAUCGCGCAACGUUAACGCGAUGAUUAUUAUGUAUUACUGCUGAGAAAAAAAAUCUAAAAAUUGAUUAUUUUAUUAUAUAUACAUACAUAUACAUAUAUAUUGUAUAUCAAUACGAGAUACGCUAUUAUAAAAUAAGUAUUAUGUCCAUCAGGGAAUACACGUAUUAUGUGUGUAUAUCGUGCGAUUCCAGAAAGUCUGUUUCUACAGUGCCACGUUCCGCCAUGUUUUGUUCUCUUCGAUGAGGAUUCGAAACGGAACAUAGAAAGAGAAGUAAGAGGAAUAUAAAAGAAGAGAGGAAAGGGAAAAAGAAGAAAGAAACGCUAUGACGUGCCACCGUCUGUAACUAAGUUUUUGAAUGUAAUAGAGCGGUCCAAGAUAAGCGUACAUACGUGCCAAUAGCGUCAAGAUAAGAAUGUAUCGAAUGUAUAAGACACGAUGAAAAAGAAGUUCUUGUCUUUACAAAUAUAAAAAAUGCGAAUAUAAAAUAUAUAUAUAUAUAUAUAUAUAUAUACACACCCAUAUGGACAGAUACAUAGAUACAUAUAUAAACACACACAGUCACGCAUGUAAAGAUAUAUACGCAUAUGCGUACAUACGUAUAUACACAUACGCGUGUGUUACAUAUAGAUAUGAAAUAUACAUACACUAUUUUUUGUAAUCGAUCCUAAUUUAUCAAAGCGGGUCUGUCCAAUGGCUACCGAGGUAACACGCGCGGAAAAAGCAUUAGCGUAAUCGCGUACGGCACCUCGAAUUUGGUCGUGAAUCCCUAGAGAUUUCCAGCAUCACUAUAUUUUGUGUGCGUGCGUAGCCUACGUGUUAUAACGAUAGCUUUAAAAAGGAUAAACAAAAAGCAAAAAAAAAAAAAAAGGAAAACCAAGUCUAGAUCCGUGGCGAUCCUCUUCAUCGUAAUGUACAAAAGUCGCGCGAUGUAUCGCAUGAAAAAAAUGUACUGCGAGUGCGAAAAAGUGACAAGAAGAUAGGCGAAACAAAAAUAAAAAAAAGCAAAAUGAAGAAAAUAUUGUACCUAACGUGGAAGGACGUCUUUAUGAAAUAAAAACACGGAAUAUUUAUUCACAUAAAAAA
Vespula pensylvanica (western yellowjacket) is the source of this 5064-nucleotide messenger RNA. RefSeq lists its product as uncharacterized. NCBI's taxonomy places the organism in Eukaryota, Metazoa, Arthropoda, Insecta, Hymenoptera, Vespidae. The transcript is spliced from 5 exons. The record is from RefSeq and is a predicted model, not a curated record. Bases 304 to 1947 code for a protein of 547 amino acids.